Molecule: messenger RNA, 1047 nt
Organism: Caenorhabditis remanei
Lineage: Eukaryota; Metazoa; Nematoda; Chromadorea; Rhabditida; Rhabditidae
Exons: 3
Coding region: 1-1047 (348 amino acids)
Biological process (GO): innate immune response
Molecular function (GO): protein binding
Source: RefSeq, a predicted model, not a curated record
AUGUCAGCCGAAUAUCCGUUCGAAAAAUGUCUUCUUACGAUGCCAGACGUCGUUAUGAACAAAACGUUGGGGUUGUUGGAUUUCCAGGCGGUGCAGUGUCUACGGAAAACUUGUUCGACGUUUCGUAACUUCAUUGAUGAAGUCAAGCCAGACUCCGCAUUCACCCAUCUCCAAUUCAGUGUCAAGCCUGAUCACAUAACCUCACUGUACUAUUUCAAUGAGUUCAGUAUUGAAGUCAAGUACACUAGGAACGGAGGAGGAUGUAGUGUUGAAUGGUAUGGGCGAGACCAGAAGCUACACAAUAAACUUCUGGAAUCUGUGGACUUUUUUGACGUUGCUUCGAAGGAUAUCAGUUCAGUAUUGACGAAUCAAAAGUCAGUUAUGAAAUGUUUAGACGUUGAAUGCUCUCUAGAUGAAAUAAGGGAAGGACAACAAGAAGUUUUGUACCAAGUUUCUGAGAAAUUCCUAUCAAAUCUGGAGCCUUGCCUGGCUUCUAAACCAAAAAAACUGCAAGUCAAAACCUUUCAAACAAAAGUUGCUGAUGAGACUCAAAUUCUACAUCUUCUUCCACAUCUUGAAGUAGAAAAUCUGACGAUUCGGAAUGGAAGAGAAAGCUCAAAUAGAGAAGCAGUUUUGAACAUGGAAAAGUUGAUAGUGUUGGAGCAAUGGAAGAAGUUGGACACUUUGAACAUUUUUGGCUUUUGUGUGAAUUUGAAAAUUGAAGAUUUGCUUCAUUUGAAAAGAUGUUUUGUGAAGUAUGAGACAAUGAACACCGUUAUGAUUGAGGAACUGAAAGAGGCCUUCCGUACCUCUUCUCACCUUGAGUUCUUCAGAAUCGAAUAUGGUCUGACGGAUAUUCAAGAUUUGAUGGAUCCAAGUUAUGCUGACCCCUUCACCGGCCUUAAUCCAUUUGGUGACGUUUUUAAAAGAUGGUUUUUCUCUGUUUCUACACCUGAAAGAGUCCUUAAAAUAACAAUCACCCCUUACCAAAUCGUUUUGGAUUUUGAUUUGUUGGUGAAUGUUCCAGAAGGUGUCACUGUUAAUUGA